Molecule: messenger RNA, 789 nt
Organism: Ustilaginoidea virens
Lineage: Eukaryota; Fungi; Ascomycota; Sordariomycetes; Hypocreales; Clavicipitaceae
Exons: 2
Coding region: 1-789 (262 amino acids)
Source: RefSeq, a predicted model, not a curated record
AUGAAGCAGACGAUCGCAGCGCCCCCCCUCACCCUGAAGGGCAAGGUGUACGCCGUCACCGGCGGCGCCAGCGGCAUCGGCCUCGCCACGGCGCAGAACCUGCUGCGGAAAGGGGCGACGGUGUGCAUCGCCGACGUCGACCCUGCCGCCAUGGAAGCCGCGCGGGCGCGCCUCGGAGGCCCGGACGACGCGCCCCCCGUCACGGUGACGCACGUGGACGUCUCGCAGCGGCGCCAGGUGGACGCGUGGAUCGCGUCCAUUGUCGCCCAGCACGGCCGGCUGGACGGCGCGGCCAACGUCGCCGGCGUCAUCGGCAAGGGCCACGGCAUCGCCGCCGUCGCGGACCUCGACGACGACGAGUGGGACCGCAUCAUCGCCGUCAACCUCACCGGCACCAUGUACUGCCUGCGCGCGCAGCUGCGGCACAUUGCCGACGGGGGCUCCAUUGUCAACGUGUCGUCGGUGCACGGGCUCAAAGGCUUCGCCAAGCACGCCGCCUACGACGCCAGCAAGCACGGCGUGGUGGGCCUGACCAAGGCGGCGGCGCUGGAAAACGGCGACCGCGAGGUGCGCGUCAACGCCGUGGCCCCCGGGUCCAUCUACACGCCGCUCAUGCAGAAGAACUGGGACUGCCGGCAGCGGCCCAAGGACGCGCCGUUUGACGACCCGACGGCGUUCCGGAGGCAGGGCACCGCGGACGAGACGGCCAACGUGAUUGCGUUUCUGCUGGGGCCCGAGAGCUCGUUUGUCAGCGGGAGCGUGUACUCUGUCGACGGGGCGUGGAUGUGA